ACACUAAUGUCUACUUAAUAUGUACCAUUUUUGUGGAGCAUGUGAAAUUAAGAGUUGGGUUGAGAAUGGGCUAAUUGGUUGACGCAGAAAUGAAAAUAAAAAUGGGAAUGGGCCAAUUGGUUGACGCAUGCGCAGACAACUAGUUGUUCGCCUAACCGUUAUAAAAGCAAAAACUCGGCCUGGGAUCGAGGCUAGUAAAAAUCCUGAUACGGUUAUUUGGCUCAAAACUAAGCACUUAUGCACUUGUCAAAGUAAUGCCCCACCUCCCCCCUACCGGGGAUAAGUGGGGAUUAGUUGAGGAUUAGACUUGAAGUUGCUCCCCUACCUAGGGGAAUUACCUGAUGCAUGCAUUGGUCAAAGGUCGAUUAAUUAAAGAUCACAUGAUGUCUGCCACACUCUUCCUUCCAACACAUGCUGAGUACAGUGAGAGCAAAAUUUACAGUUUAUUGAUCCUGAGCAAUCUCUGCCUUCUUGACUUCACUAGCUCUAUAGGAGUAUAGCUGCCAAUAUUUAUAUAGUAAUUCUGAUACUUCAAAUAAUCUGUUUAUCUUCUCGCUAGAGUGUGAUACAGGUCUAAUCCCCACAUCACCCCCAUGUUGUACUAGGGGCCACUAGGGGAUUAGACCAAAUAACAUGCCCAAAGGUAGGGGUAUUAGAUCAGGUGAUUGGUCUAAUCCCCACUUAUCCCCGGUGGGGCAUUAGAUUGACAAGUGCAUUACACAGUAGAAUUUUUUCAGGAAAACCAGCCACAAAGGGGGCCUGGGAGGCCCCAGCCUGUAUAUAUCACUUUGACUGCAUUUGUAUUGAACAUAAAAGUGGGGUAUUAAUUAUGUUGGUAAACUUAAGACUGCCACAUAAUUAUAUAGAUGGGGGUGGUGUUUAAACCAUAGAUAUAUACACGAAAGAAAAGGAUAGGAAACGCCCCACGUGAUGCUAGGUAAAUGCAGUGUGUGACGUCACACCCUCUGGUUGGAGGCGAGUUGCGCUCAAGAAAGUACACAAUGAUCCCUAUAUCUGCUUAUUUUUCUCGUAGGAGGCCUAAAAGAGAAAUUCAAAGCAAUCAGGCAUCAUGCACACAUACACCUAGCACUACUGAUAGCUACAGUUGCCAUGUUAGUGCCCAGCUUUCUUUUAUUCAGCUUGAUUUGUGUGAAAAAACACCGAUUUGUCAGUUUAUGUACCUAUAUCUCCAAUAUGAAAUAAUUUUAUAACUUAAACACAUGUACGUUUCACAGAAUUAAAGUGUGUUUAUAACUGCAUGGAACAAAGCAUAUUUUCCAGCUCUCAAUGCAGUGAAGUAGUAGCAGCACCAUGAAACGUUUGUCCGAAGUCCAGAAAGUUUGCGUACCUCUCCUGCUCUUACUGUACAUGGUAAUCUAGUUUGAAGUGCUCUAAGACACAGUUUAGGUAUUAGAAAGUGGAACACAAGUAUCUUUGUCUGUAGUGUGUGAUCGAAGUGAUGGCAUUUGAAGGACUUGGGAACAGACCUGUUAUGGUUUGUAGUAGUCUGGGGGCCAGACCUAAUAGCUCGGGGGCAAAAUCAAGAGAGCUACUGUUGAUUUCUCUUGACUUCGAAUAUUCGUGAUCGUUUCCGUUUCCGUUUUUCGUUGAUUCAAAAAAAGUUUGCUACAGAUACGACUACAGAUAAUAUGACUUCUGCCGAGCCUUCAAGGACUUCUGCUUACUCCACUGACAUUGGCUGGAGGGUUGUUUGGCAGAGAAUAGGAAUGGGUCUCACUUAUAAAGAGAUUGCCUACAGGCUUCAGAUUGCAGUUGGUACAGCUCACAGAUUGUUUCAAAUGUAUGAAUCAACUGGUGAUGUUGCUCCCUUGAAGAGAGCUGAAAGAUAUGAGUUGAGGAAGCUAGAUAAUUUACAUGAGAUUUAUAUCAUUGGAUUGAUUUGUGAGAAUCCAGCAAUAUACCUUCGCGAAGUCUGUGGAAAAAUUUUUGAAGUAACGGGAGUAAGAGUGUCUACUUCAACGGUGUGCAAGGUAAUCCAUCGAAAUGGGAUUACCAGGAAGAAGCUGACCAAAGCUGCACUUCAAAGAUCACUUGAACAUAGAGCAGCAUUCAUGGCUAAUAUGUUGCAGUAUCCUCGAGAUUUUUUUGUAUGGGUGGAUGAAACUGGUACAGACAGAAGAGAUCAGCUGCGCAAGUUUGGGUAUGCUAUAAGAGGGCAACCAGCUGUUUGUACACAACUUUUUACACGUGGGAAAAGGAUAUCUGCAGUGGUUGCUAUGUCAUCUGAGGGUGUUGAGGCUUAUGAACUAACUUCUGGUUCAAACAAUGGUGAAAAAUUUGUAGACUUUGUGAGAGGAAGCUUAAUACCAGUCACUCAACCAUUCCCUGACAGACACUCUAUAGUGAUUAUGGAUAACUGCUCAAUCCACCACAUACAGGCAGUCAAGGACCUAUUUGAUAGCUUUGGCGUUCUUCUUGUGUACCUACCACCAUACAGCCCUGACUACAACCCCAUUGAGGAGCUGUUUAGUUACUUAAAGUACUAUUUGAAAGAACAUGAAGAUUUAAUACAAGCAGUCCCUAGCCCUGUGCAUAUCAUACAGGAAGGUCUAAACAGUGUGACAAGUUCAAAGUGCAAUGGUUGGAUAAAUCACAGUGGAUACAGCACAUAGACUUGACUCCACAAAAUUAUUGCAUGGCCACAUAAUACCAUCAUAUAAUUAUACAU
Halichondria panicea is the source of this 2689-nucleotide messenger RNA. RefSeq lists its product as uncharacterized. NCBI's taxonomy places the organism in Eukaryota, Metazoa, Porifera, Demospongiae, Suberitida, Halichondriidae. The transcript has a single exon. Gene Ontology annotation, molecular function: nucleic acid binding. Bases 1650 to 2633 code for a protein of 327 amino acids. The record is from RefSeq and is a predicted model, not a curated record.